UCAUACUCAAAGCUGAAUCACGAAAAAAGAACUACUGUCAGCCAUCUUUUCUUUCAAUCUCUUUCGCUUCUGUCAUUUCCGUGACUAGUGUGCUCAUAGACAUACAACAUGCAGAACGACGCCGGUGAAUUUGUUGACUUGUACUGCCCGAGGAAAUGCUCGGCCAGCAACCGUCUCAUCCACGCCAAGGACCAUGCGUCCGUACAGCUGGUGAUUGCAGAUGUGGACCCUGCCACGGGCCGUGCUGCUGACACCUCCAAGAUGUACGUGGUGUGCGGUGCCAUCCGCCGCAUGGGAGAGUCCGAUGACUGCAUUGUCAGGCUCACCAAGAAAGACGGCAUUCUGACUAAGAACUACUGAAGUUAAGUAGUCAUGUAAGAAGCAUAAUUUUAAGGAAAAUAAAAAAAAAGUAUAAAAGUU
This is a messenger RNA of Trichoplusia ni (cabbage looper), 420 nucleotides long. RefSeq names its product 40S ribosomal protein S21 (gene RpS21). Lineage: Eukaryota; Metazoa; Arthropoda; Insecta; Lepidoptera; Noctuidae. The coding region runs from base 109 to 360 and encodes 83 amino acids. Gene Ontology annotation, cellular component: cytosolic small ribosomal subunit; ribosome. Gene Ontology annotation, biological process: endonucleolytic cleavage in ITS1 to separate SSU-rRNA from 5.8S rRNA and LSU-rRNA from tricistronic rRNA transcript (SSU-rRNA, 5.8S rRNA, LSU-rRNA); endonucleolytic cleavage to generate mature 3'-end of SSU-rRNA from (SSU-rRNA, 5.8S rRNA, LSU-rRNA); translation. The record is from RefSeq and is a predicted model, not a curated record. The transcript has 4 exons. Gene Ontology annotation, molecular function: structural constituent of ribosome.